CACCACUGGUUAAAUUCCAAAAAGUCAAAUCCUUUGUUCUGUGCUGCAAGUUUACACAGUGCUUAGCAAUAGGAAAGGUGUACUAAAACAAAAACAGAAUAACUGCCCUAAAAAUCAGUAUUAUUAUAGUUCUGUUUCAUUCCAGAGUGGAUUACAUGGUGUUGAGGAAGAAGAUUGACGAACAGUGGAGUGGCAACUGGCUUCUCAAGUUGAGCCUCUAAAAAUUUUGCAGCAUCAGCCACAAAAAAAUAAACAGUACUUUCCCUUAAGAUCAUAUGUAUUAGCGCUGAGUGCAAGAACAGUAUUGUUACAUUAUUUUCCCAAAAGAUAGAUCUUACAUUAAUAAAAUAUUUAUUUUUAUUUUGUGACAUUUAAGAAAGAUCUGGAGAAAUAAGAUUCUUGGACUAAUCAUAACCCUUUUUCUCACAGCUGGGGUUACUCACUAAUUAUCUGAAAAUGACCCCAUUGUAACUCAAAAAUAUUCUUACAUUCAACUUUCAUCAUCUGAAACACUGCCUUCAAAAAGGGUGGUUGAAGAAUAGAAAAAAAAUUCUACACUAUGAAUACAAAUAACUUGCCUCAUCUCAGUUUCUGCUACCCAUACAUCUACUGGUUCAUCCUGGGAAAAGAUGUUUUCAGAUAGCAGCAGUAUUCUUGCUCUGGUAAUCUGACUUCCUAAGAAUACACAAGACAUGUGAUUACAGAUGGAUCAUCAGUAGUACUUUAAAAAUAUACAGGCCUGUGAUACAGGAUCGAGUCCAUAUGGAGGCUGAAUCUCCUGUUUCCCAUGGAGUCACUGGCAAGCAGGUGAUACAUGCUACUUUCUUAUCAGCCCUGAAGAUGUUGGAUGUUGGAAAAUGGCCAAUUUUUGCUCUCUGCUCUCAAGAAGAACUGAAGUUAAUUCGUCAAGCCUGUGUAUUUGGCAGUGCUGGUAAUGAAGUGUUGUAUGCAACUGAAAAUGAUGAGGUGUUUGUGCUUGGCACCAACUGCAGUGGCUGUUUGGGAACAGGCGACAUUCAGAGCACUAUUGAACCACAGAGAUUAGAUACUUUAUGUGGCAAAAAGAUAGCAUGUCUGAGCUAUGGAAGUGGUCCUCAUGUUGUUGUUACUACUGCAGAAGGAGAAGUGUACACAUGGGGCCAUAAUGCUUAUAGUCAACUGGGCAAUGGUACAACAAAUCAUGGUUUAGUUCCCUGUCAAGUCUCUACUAACUUGGUAAACAAGAAAGUAAUUGAAGUCGCCUGUGGCUCUCACCAUUCCAUGGUGUUAACAUCUGAUGGAGAGGUGUAUGCAUGGGGUUAUAAUAAUUCAGGACAGGUUGGAUCUGGUUCAACAGCUAAUCAGCCAAUUCCUCGAAGAGUUACCAGCUGCCUACAAAAUAAGAUAGCUGUUAAUAUAGCUUGUGGACAGAUGUGCUCAAUGGCUGUUGUAGAAAAUGGGGAGGUCUAUGUCUGGGGUUACAAUGGUAAUGGCCAGCUUGGAUUGGGCAGCAGUGGUAAUCAGCCAACACCCUGUAGAAUAGCUGCUUUACAAGGCAUUCGUGUGCAGCGGGUUGCCUGUGGCUAUGCACAUACAUUAGUGCUAACAGAUGAAGGUCAGCUGUAUGCAUGGGGAGCCAAUUCGUAUGGUCAGUUAGGCACUGGCAAUAAAAGUAACCAGUCUUACCCUGCACCAGUUAUUGUUGAUAAGGACAGAGUUAUAGAAAUUGCAGCCUGCCAUUCUGCUCACACUUCUGCUGCUAAAACCCAGGGUGGCCAUGUGUAUAUGUGGGGUCAGUGUCGUGGCCAGUCUGUGAUUCUUCCACACCUUACACACUUUGCCUGCACAGAUGAUGUGUUUGCUUGUUUUGCUACUCCUGCUGUGACAUGGCGUCUCCUAUCAGUAGAACCUGAUGACCACCUAACAGUAGCCCAAUCACUGAAGAAAGAAUUUGAUAAUCCUGACACUGCAGACUUGAAGUUUCUGGUGGAUGGAAAAUAUAUUCAUGUUCAUAAAGUCCUUCUCAAAAUUAGGUGUGAGCAUUUUCGUUCCAUAUUAAAUAACAAUGAUGAUGAUAUUAUAGAAAUGAGUGAAUUCUCUUAUCAAGUUUACCGAGCCUUCCUGGAAUAUCUGUACACAGACAGCAUCAGUCUCCCUCCUGAGGAAGCAAUAGGGCUGCUAGAUUUGGCAACAUUCUAUAGAGAAAAUAGAUUGAAAAAGCUUUGCCAGCAAACUAUCAAACAAAGCAUUUGUGAGGAGAAUGCAAUUGCUCUUCUUUCAGCUGCAGUCAAAUAUGAAGCUGAGGACUUAGAAGAAUUUUGCUUCAGGUUUUGUAUAAACCACUUGACUGUAGUUACACAAACUACGGGCUUUGCAGAAAUGGACCAUGACCUCUUGAAGAACUUCAUUAGCAAAGCAAGCAGAGUAGGAGCAUUUAAAAACUGAAGAAUGCUUGCUUCAAAGAAAGAUACUUUCGUCAUGGGAACACUUCCUCUUUGAAAAACUUAUCAGCACUCAGAAUGCCUGGAAGAAAAGAGGACAACAUCCAUUAAAGUCAGGGUUAAUGUUGAUGGGCGGAUUUAAUAAGCUUCCAUGUAGCCUAAUGCACAAGCUUUGUGAAGAUGGGUAUGGUAUAGAAUAAACAAUCUGCCAACAACUUAAGCUUAAAAAAAAAUCCUAAUGGAAUAAUUAAGUUUUCCUUUAAAAUCAAGUGGACUGUUCACUGUUUUCCAUUUGUAUUCCUUGUUUUCUCCCUUGAAAAACAGCUCUUUAACAUUUUCAUCUGAGUUUACUGGAUAACAUGAAGCUGGCGGUUGCUAAAGCUUCAUUAUGCACCUUUAAGGUCAAUCAAAGUAAAUGUGCUACAAGAAGGUUCCUUUCUGGUUAAUUUAUCACCCCCUGUAGAGAAGUGUUGAGCUAGAAGCCUGUUUUGCUAAAUAUAGGAUAAAGGAAUAUAUUAUACAAAUUCCUCUUAAAAGAGCCCCAAAUAUAAAGAAAAAGCCACAGAAUAGAUACUUUUGUAAAUUAGGAGCAGCCAAGGCUCAAGAGAAGGCUAUGCUGAAUUUAAAUAUGGAGGACUUAUUUUAAAGGGCUAGUUUUGAGUUCUUGGCUCUUAAAGUCAUUUUCUCGGAUGAAAAACAAUUGGUUCUUUUUUCCAGGGACUUUACCUCACCUUUCCAGUGGAACAGUAACUUCUAAUUGGUUUUGUCAUGUAAUGAGUUAUUUCACGGUUAGUUUUGCUGCUCAGAAACACACUUCUUCACCUGCCAUGAAAAAGAAACUCAAUGAAAAGGAAUUAUCAGUUGACUUUUCUGCCAGUGUUUACAGAUAAGACAGGUGCUUGACAUGAAUUAUGUGUGGGGGAGGAGAGAUAGGGAUAAUUAUAAAUCAAUUCAAUGAUUAAAUAAUGAAAGUUAAAGUCUUUUCACGUGGUAACCAGGUGCCAUUCAAACGCUUGCUAAAGCAAUGGGUGGAGAAGGUUUCAGUAUGCUAAUGCUUGCGUGGAAAGACUUUUGCACUGUGACACAGAAUGCUGAGAUUAUAAAAUGUUUAUCAGUUUUAGUUUCUGUUAUGAUACAGAAGACUAAUUUGUAUGUAAAUUAUUUAAUCUAAUUUCUGUUAAAAGAAUAGGUGAACUGACUUCACAAACUGAUGGGCCAGUGGUUAGGACACCACAGUAGCCUUGCUCUGUCAUAGACAUCCUGUGUGUUUUUGGGCACAUCUACACAGCAGCUGGGAGGUGUAAUUCCUAGUUUUGGUUCCAUACAUCUGCUUGCUCUGCUCCAGUUAGCACCUACAAAUUGCAGCAUGACCAUCGUGGGGUGACCCCAAAAACAGACUCAUGGUACUACCAGAAUAGCUUUAUCUAUUGUCCCCUCCUGGAUUUAGCAGAGGUUCCCUAACAGGUAGCCUCCUAACUUUUACUUGGUUUCUGCAGGGUGAAAGGGAACCCACCCUAGAGGAAUGACUCGGGUUUACUAGCAGUUCCUUUUUAGAAAAACUCCCCAGAAUAUUUUAGACCAGUUACCCUUGGGAGAACUCGGAUACAGCCUUCCAAUAGAAUUGAUAGAUACACAGGCACUACUUUUCCGAAACAAAGUAUCUUUUAUUACAGUAGCACACUGAUGAUCCCUGGCUACAAUGUAAUCUAAGCAUAAAGCGCUGGAAAUAAAUCCUUUAACACAAUUCCUUAAAACACAUUUUAAAAUAUCCCAACUGCAGUAUCAUACAGUUAGAACAGUAUUAAGUGUUGCACCCUCAUAUGAUAAUGAGCAAUGUGCAGUCCUGACAGCAAUCUUAAAUCUUCAACUUUAUACAUAUGAAUGUUACAUUGUUUUAUAAAACACACGUUCAUUAACCCAGACAUACAUACACAUGCUCAUUAAUCCUAUUUCUGUUCUAUAUUUCCACUAUACCUAGCAUGCUUACUUGCCAUAGGUACCUUUCUCUCUGCUCUCUCAGGGUCCGUUCUGUUCUACACCGCUGCCAAUUUGGAUACUUUUAUUUUAAUUCUUCCACAAUGUUUAGCUAAUGAUGGCAAAGUGAUAUUUUUAGUGCUGUGCUUAGGAAACAGACUAGAACAGCUCAAAAAUUUCUAGUAUCAAUCACUGGAAUGAGGAGUGGCCUGGGCUAGUCAUCUGAGAAUAAUCCUGCCCAAGUCCCUGGAUAUGUACUUGGAUAGCUAGCCUGAGCUGCUAUGGCCACAGUUAUUUUUAGGCACUAGCUCAAGCAGAGCCAGUGCAUGUACAUCUACCCAAGCUGGAAAUAAAAUCUCCCAGCUGCUGGGUACAGGUAUCCUUCGUCUAUGUCUCAGUUCUUCCUCUGUCAAAAGGGGAUAAUAGCACUUCCCUACCUCACAGGGGUUUGGGGAGGGUAAAUCUAUUAACUUGUGAGGUGCUUAGAAAUGAUGGUAGAUAGACCAGAUUCAACCACCACUAGAAAUAUUCUUUAAGCUGCUGUGUCACUAUUGUCUAAAUAGUAGAGCUGGUUAAAAGCUUUUCUGAUGGAACUUUUUCUGGAAUGGAAAAUGCCCUUUUGUAAAAACAAAACACAUUUGUUUCAUUUAGAAAUGGUUGAAAAUGCAUUUUGAUGACGCCAAAUUAUUAUUUUGGCACUUUUGGAACAAAAUGUUCCAACUUUUGU
Molecule: messenger RNA, 5121 nt
Organism: Dermochelys coriacea (leatherback sea turtle)
Lineage: Eukaryota; Metazoa; Chordata; Testudines; Dermochelyidae
Gene: RCBTB2
Product: RCC1 and BTB domain containing protein 2
Exons: 16
Coding region: 763-2424 (553 amino acids)
Molecular function (GO): protein binding
Source: RefSeq, a predicted model, not a curated record